AUGGCUAACAUAACCGAUCUGGCCAUGGACCCGCUAUGGCAAGAUCUGGAUCGGGUGAUUGGGCAGCUGUUUAUUAUGGGAUGGGAUGGAACCGAGAUAACGCCCCAGAUUCGAAGUCUGAUCCAAGAUCACCAUAUUGGUUCUAUCAUCUUGACAGCCAAAAACCUGAAGAGUGCCCAGGAGACGGCGAAGCUAGUUCAAGACCUGCAAACUCUCGCCAAGGAAGCUGGCCAUCGCCAACCACUGCUCAUUGCUCUAGACCAAGAAAAUGGCGGAGUCAAUAGUCUCUUUGACGAAGAUUACAUCUGCCAGUUCCCCAGCCAAAUGGGCGUUGCCGCCGCUGGCCGGGUGGAACUGGCCUACGAAGUGAGCAAGGCCACAGCUACUGAAAUCGCGGCCUGUGGUAUUAAUCUCGUGCUCGGUCCUGUCCUUGAUGUCUUAUCAAACACCCGUGACCAGCCUAUUGCCUGCAGGGCCACGUCUGAUGACCCCCAGGAGGUGUCCCAGUACGGCAUCCUUGCGAUGAAUGGUAUCAAGGACGCCGGUGCUGCGUCCUGCGGCAAGCAUUUCCCUACCUACGGAAGUCUGGACUUCCGCGGAUCGAGCGUCGACAUGCCCGUUAUCACCCAAACCCUGGAAGAACUGAGUCUCAGCGCGCUGGUGCCCUUCCGCGAUGCCAUCGCCACUGGAAACCUGGACGCCGUUUUUGUCGGCGGAUGUAGGAUCUCAAACCCGUCUAUGAACGUUCAACAUGCUUGUCUUUCCGACCAGGUUGUCGAUGAUCUCUUGAGAAAUGAGCUGGGCUUUAAAGGCGUGGCUAUCUCGGAGUGUCUUGAGAUGGAGUCUUUGAGCCACGAAAUCGGUGUCCAGAACGGCGUGGUUAUGGGGGUUGAGGCUGGUUGCGAUCUCAUCUUGCUGUGUCGUGCUUAUGAUGUACAGCUCGAAGCCAUUCGGGGUCUUAAACUAGGCCUCGAGAACGGCAUCGUCACCAAACAGCGCCUCUUUACUUCGCUGGAGCGUGUGCAAAGGCUAAAGACGAAUUGUACCUCAUGGGUCAAGGCUUUGAACCCUCCGGGUAUCUCUCUGCUUGCUAAGCUGCAUCCGACGCACUCCGUUCUGUCUCGCCAUGCAUACGAUGACUCCAUCGUCGUUGUCAGGGAUAAGGAAAAGCUCAUUCCCCUGAGUUCCUCAAUGCGACAGGAAGAAGAACUGCUACUGCUUACACCGUUGGUCAAGCCGCUGCCUGCCACUAAACUUACAAAGACUCUGCUCGAGUCCAAGAAUUUGCAGGCCGCGGCACCUACCAAUCAUGACAAGUGGUCUCAUCGAGACCGUGGAACGGCCAUAUUGAGUGGGGAGGAAGUGUUUAGAGAGCUCGGCCGCUCACUCGCCCGUGUUCGCCAUGGGAAGCUUUUGCAUACCAGUUAUACUGCUAACGGUGUCCGUCCAGUCCACGAAAAUCUGAUAAACCGCGCGUCUACCGUCAUAAUUGUUACUGCGGACGCCAAACGAAAUUUGUACCAAACCGGCUUCACGAAACACGUCGACAUGAUGUGCAAAAUCCUAGGCUCCCGGGGACAGAAGAAGAAUUUGAUUGUAGUUUCCGUCAGUUCUCCAUACGACUUUGCGCUGGACAAGUCGAUUGGGACCUACGUCUGCACAUUCGACUACACCGAGAAUGCUAUGCAUGCCCUAGUCAGGGCGCUUUGUGGAGAAACUACUCCUCGCGGUACUCUCCCCGGAACGAUGAGGAGGAGUAGGAAGAACAUGAAGUCUAAGCAGCACUGGCUGGUCGAAGAGUACGACUCAAUCCGUGACGAAAGCGCAUUGGACGAGCUCAUAAGGAGCGUAGCUCUGGCAUCGGCCCCCGACCAUCCUUACCUCAAAACGAGCUCCGCAGCCUCAUUCGAUCUCGCCAACCCUCGCAUCACGGAAGCCCAUUUUGUCGUGCGGAACAGUAGCACGGGAGCACUAUACGGGUUCGUCGCAACUUAUCGACUCGGUUCAACUGGAAUUAUUGGUGCCAUAAUCGUCGACCCAGGAAAGCGGAGCUUGUCUAUUGGAAGAUCUCUCCAUCGCCGAGCAAUGAGGAGUCUGGUCCAGUCGCGGAACGUAAAGAAAGUCCAGCUCGGCACCGUGUUCCCCGGAGUAUUCCUCGGAAUUCCUGUGGAUGAAGGAUGCGCCGUGAAGGAUUGGUUCGCCAAUUGCGGGUGGGAUGUUCAAUUUCCUCGAAGACUUACCAACCUCGUUAUCAACAACCUUGAAGCUUGGACGGCCCCAGAGGGUCUCUUACAGUCAAUCCAGAGGGCCAAUAUGAGCUUCGACCUCAUCCACGGCCUUGAGAAUGCAGACAUGGUGCUUUCUCACGUCUCAACUGAGUCAAAUCCCGAGGUGGUCGAGCUGUACAGAGAAGCCCUUGCCAAAUCUUGUGGUGUAGUCCGUGCCAAGGAUGCGCACGACAACCUAUUAGGAACCAUCAUUAUUUGUCGAGAAGGGAAUCCGUUGUCGACUUUUGUCCCGCCGCUAUUGUCACCAUCCGCCGAGGUUGUCGGGGGCAUCUUGGCGCCUGUGGUCCCACCUUCAUCCCAAGGCAACCUCAUCCUACAGGGUCUGGCGCUGAUGGGUGUACGCCAAAUUAAGAGCCAGAAGAAGGCUUCAGUAGCUGUGUUGAGCUGGAUCCUUGAUGAUAUGUACGAAUCUCUGAAAGCGAUGGGGUUCGAGACGCUCCAGGCUUUUGAAGAGAUUACGAACUCUCCGGAGAAUUGGUCUGAGCUUUCUUAG
Molecule: messenger RNA, 2781 nt
Organism: Scedosporium apiospermum
Lineage: Eukaryota; Fungi; Ascomycota; Sordariomycetes; Microascales; Microascaceae
Product: Beta-N-acetylglucosaminidase
Exons: 6
Coding region: 1-2781 (926 amino acids)
Biological process (GO): carbohydrate metabolic process; peptidoglycan turnover
Molecular function (GO): hydrolase activity, hydrolyzing O-glycosyl compounds
Source: RefSeq, a predicted model, not a curated record